Owenia fusiformis is the source of this 3561-nucleotide messenger RNA. The record is from the annotation of a GenBank genome assembly. NCBI's taxonomy places the organism in Eukaryota, Metazoa, Annelida, Polychaeta, Sabellida, Oweniidae.
CCAGAGAGCCAUUGAAAUCACACGUGUAUUUAGCUCUCAGAAUUAACGUAGUUUUAGUUGGAUAUAGAGCAGUAUAGAAAAUGAAAAUGGAUGUACAGUCUCAGCAAAACAAUUCUGUCAACGGUGUGGAUGAUCAUCAAGACCCAGGGAAAAUGUUCGUAGGUGGCCUAAGCUGGCAGACUACCCCAGAGGGUUUGAGGGAACACUUCGCUAAGUAUGGAGAAAUUUCCGAAUGUAUGGUGAUGAGGGACCCAAUUACAAAGCGAUCCAGGGGAUUCGGCUUUGUGACCUUCACAGAUGUAGACAGUGUAGACAAGGUCUUAGCUAAUGGACCACAUGAACUAGAUCAAAAAGUGGUAGACCCCAAAGUUGCAUUUCCAAGACGUCCCAAUGCACAGCAAGCGGCAAAGGUAACGAGAACCAAGAAGAUAUUUAUUGGAGGACUCUCUGCCUCAACCACCAUUGAAGAUGUCAAAGCAUACUUCGGCCAGUUUGGAAAGAUUGAAGAUGCAAUGCUGAUGUUUGACAAAGCAACACAAAGACACAGAGGAUUCGCCUUUGUGACGUUUGAAACAGAAGACAUAGUAGAAAAGGUUACAGAAAUACACUUUCACGAAAUAAACACAAAAAUGGUCGAAGUAAAGAAAGCCCAACCAAAAGAGGUGCUUUGUCCACAGGGUACAACACAAAUGAGAGAACUCGCUGCUCUUUCAGGUCUCCCCUUCCCAGGGUUCCCAGCAUACGCCUAUGGUCGGGCGGGAGGAUUCGCCUAUGCACCAGGAUAUUACUUUCCAGUUGGCUACCCUGGGGCAUCAACCACACCCAAUAUGGGACUAAUGCAACAGACUGCAACCGCCCCCAUAGAUGCUGUCCGCCAGGCAGCGGCUGUCUCAGCCGGUGCAGCUUAUUACGCCGAUUUGGCCCCCCAACAGAAUCUUUUCCCAGCAGGCCAGGGCACGACUAAUGCCCUCGUUGCAAGAACCGAACCCUCCCCCAUAACUGCGGUCUCAAGCAUGGCUAUUCGAGAUCAAUAUUCACAGCGCUCGGCAGCUGCAGCCGCUGAUCUGACUUCCCUUGCAGUUAUGAACAGUUACGGAGCUCCAACUGGUUAUGGAGGCCCCACAUCGCCCGGCAACAACCGAUCCAUCGCACAAAACAGCCCCGCAGGAUUUGAUCUGUACAAUUCCUCCGACAUUUCAUCAGGUUAUGUGCAGGCAAGCAGUCCACAACCAUCCGGGUUCCCAACCUCUUUAGCUGCUGGAUUUGGGGGCCAGUCAACUGGGGCAUUCGCACGUAACUUUUAAUGGAGCCAUGAUAUAUAGGAACCAAUGCAGAUACGAUAAACUACAAACUAAAGCAAUCUCGAUAAUAUUAAUAAUAAUGCCCCAGACCUGAUUUAAUAAUCAUAUAGGACUUGGGGAUUCGUCCAAAAGGAGGCUGAGUGUAAUAAAGAAAUAAAUGUACAAUAUUUGAUUAAUGCGAGGGAUUGUGUUCCCGAUCCAGAUCUGCCGAGGCUCUCAGUCGGUGUAUAUUGACGAUAUAUAAACUAUAUGUAUACACGAAACUAUGUACAUGUUAUCUAUAUACAAAGGAGGUUUCACUAGCUCGCUGGAGAGGCAUAUUUCAGAAACCAAAAUGGCUGGGUAUUUUACCCGGACCAAGCUGUAUAAAUAUUGUAGUCUUAGUAGUAGUUUUUGCUGUGUAGUGAUGUAGACUAGAUGUAAUCUCUUCUAAGCAUUUUCGAACAAAGGGGUAUCUUCUCUCUAAUGCUUUAUAUAUAGCGAUGCAACGAAAACCGGAACAAAGUAAAACCAAUUUUUUAGCUUAGUUCUUCAUUGAUUUCUACAACUGGCUGAAUUUUCUCAGCUACAGUAUAUGUAUAGUGUUUUUUGAGGUCCUCUUUUUUCAUAAUUCAAUCAGUACCUAGAAUUCUCAUGAUGUUGUCAUAACAACUUACAAAACAAUGUCUCAUUAGCCUACAAUGAUUAUUUUAUUUUACCUCCUUUUUUGAAGAGUUCUACAAGUUAGAUAAGAUGAGUAGAAGACAGUGUAGAUUUACAUUUAGCAUCGAAAUAUGAAGAAAUCAUGGUGAAAUGCUACAAAAGUUACCUCCUUUUGGGGGCGUUUAUGGUGGCCAUACUUAUUCGUGGCUUGUCCACACAACAUAUAAAAGCAAUAUAAACAUUGUAUCUAUAUUGUAAAUUUGGAGAAUCAUAUACAUCUCCGUUUUAUGGUAUAUAUUUUGUGUAUUGGAAUAUUGUAUUCGCAACUUGUACGUUGACUGCAAGUUUAUUGCCCGCGCUGGUCACAAUUUGAUCCUCGAAUAAAUUGUAUCGGUGGGCUUGUUUUCAAAACUUGGAAUUAGUGAGGAAUAUGUGUAGAAAUUCCUACUUACGGUGUGUAAUACUGGCACCUAUCAGUUUUGAAAUGAGAUUGCCACCUUUCAGUAUAUUUGAAGGGCAUAUUACGCUGCGGACAAUUACACUUAAAAUGGCUGGAAUUUAGUACCAAUGUUAAUAUAUAGAGGGAGUCUGUAGUAUAUUGUCGCACAAUUUCUCUAGGUUUAUCACAGUAGGGUUUUUAACACAAAUGUACUUAGGAAAAACAAUGUUUUUGUAAAUUUUUGAUGAGAUGGCUAUACUGUACAUUAUCUAUUCAUUGUUAUUUAUUACUGUUUUGUAUAUAUAUAUAUACAGGAGAACUUAGAAGAUAACAUCUGUGAACUUGAAAAGUUACAAGAGGUCUUGCUUGCUAUUUUAACCCAGUUUACUAUUGUAGUUUUAUGUCUUGUCAUGACAGGAUUAGAUAUGCCAAAUGACGUUUUCUUGUCAUGAAAGCCAAAAUGGACGCCAAACACAAGAAAAUAUCAAAUUUUCAUCUGGCUUGUCAUGGCAAGGUAUUCUUACAUUUUAACAAAGCUAUUUUUAUAUAGGAUGGGAAGUUGUGCGAGGCUGUAUUGCGACCUUUUAGUGUAAAGUUAGGACAAAUGAUGAUGUACACAGUGUAAAAAGUUCACAACAUAUAUAGUAUAUACUAACAUAUAUUGAGCAUAUAUUUAUGCCCGAUCAUUAUGCAUCAUAAUAUUUACUUCUUCAUCAAUCGCAUAACUUAUCUGGUUAUUUAUAAUAUUAUUUUAAAUUAAGUAAAUGGGUUAAAGGUGAUGUGAGAUUUUGAACAAAUGUUUUUCCUCUUUUUGCAUUGUUCAGAGAGCAUAUUUGUUAUGUACAGAAACUAAGCUUAAAGUGUACAGUAUAGGGUAGCUAUAGUGUUAGGUUUAGGUAGGGCAAUUAUGAGCAUCAUGGCCAGGAAUAAUCCAAGACUCACAUAUGGCGUAAAAGAAUUCCAUUUAGCCCCAACGGUGGAUCAGUUAAAACAAGACAUUGGUUUUGAAGAAAUCGUCAUGUUACGUUAUUGUUUGACUGUAAGGCCCGAUUGUACAACGAGUCUGCCUAUGUGUCGGGAAUUUUUGUCUGGCUCAAUCACUGCUAUGAGAUUUUACGUUUGGGGUGAAACCCAAGCAAUCAUUUUGUUGUUUUCACAUCCCAUUCUAGAUUCAAGGGG